AUGAUUUAUAAACCUGACUUAUUAAAAUAAGAAAAGUAGAUAGAUAGAACAAUUAAAAAUUUAAUCUAUGAGGGAAUUAAUUAUUAAGUUUAUGAAAAUAACAGUGGUCAUCUUAUAAAGUAAUAUAAAUUUGAAAAUGUUUAUGAGCUUAAUGAAUUGAUUAAAACUUUAGAAUUGGAAUUGUAUUUAAGUAAGUAAACUGACAUUCUUUAUGCUCCCCAAUAUUAUUAUGUAGAAGAAAACACUACGAUUUAUAUUCAAUAUUAAUUAUUUAAUAAUUUGCUGAAAUAAGUGAUAUAAUAAAAUUAAAGCGAAACACUAAAAUAAAAGGAGGAUUAAGAAUUAUAUAAUGAAUUGAUUGAUGAUGAUGAAAAAAUUUAUGAAGUAAACCCUUAGGAUUAUGCAAAAGAAUUGCAGAUCAAAACAUAGAAUCUUAAAGUAACUUAGAAUUUAAUAAACACUAUCAUAAAAUUAUAUGAAUUGGAAUUAAAUGGUUUUAUGAUUAAAAACAUAAAGCCAACCAAUAUUAUCUAUAAUAUUGAGAAUUUGUAAUUUAUGGAUAAUUUUUUGCAAAGCAUCAAAUUUGAAGUUAGUUUAGAAGAGUAUCUGAUCCUAGAUUUCGUAAAACAAUAAUACUAAAGUAAUAAUUAGAGCUUAAAAAAUCUUGGUAGAUGCUACAUGCAAUUAUUCUUAUUAAUUGAGAUUGAAGAUUAACAAGAAACAGAGUAUUUAGAACUAAUCAAUAAAUAUUAUGGUUCUAAAAUCUAUAAUUUACUCAGAAUAAUGAUACAAAGCGAUUAUAAAUAUUUUACUUCGAUAAUGCAAUCUCAAGAGUUUGUGGAGUUAAUUACUCCACUCAAUAUACUUGAUAAUAAGCAGCUAUUUAUUUAAUUUUUUGAAAAAAAAUAGUAGAAGAAAGAUGAGAUUUGGGAAAGGAUAAAAAAGAAUUUUGAGGUAGAUUAAUAAUAACAGAUUUGGUAAAAGUAUUAAAAGUCUAAUUUGUAAUUCAUGAUAAAAGAAAAAGAAAUCGCUAAAUAUAGAGUAGAGUACAAAGUUUCUAAUAUUAAUACGCAUAAACUUGAGUAUGAUAUUACGGAUAUUGUGAUAAUUAAUCAGCAGAUUAAUCAGAAUUAUGAAAGAGCCAUCCUCCUAACAACUAUUUAAGGAAAAAUAAUUGUGCAUUCUAAUGCAACUUUAUUAAACAUAUUCUAAUGCAGUCCUAAAUCAUUAAGAUCAGCAAUCAAAUUCAAAUUUGAGAACAAUAUAUAUGUCGCAAUAGCAGGGGACGAUAAAAUUAUUUACGUUUAUAACUAGAAUGAGCUUUAGAAUUCAUAUCCAAAGAUAUUUUGUUAAAUAGCCAAUGAAACAACAAAUUUUUGA
Paramecium tetraurelia is the source of this 1380-nucleotide messenger RNA. RefSeq lists its product as uncharacterized. The record is from RefSeq and is a predicted model, not a curated record. Lineage: Eukaryota; Ciliophora; Oligohymenophorea; Peniculida; Parameciidae. The transcript is spliced from 2 exons.